CCGGCCAAGUCACUGCCAGUCUCUGAACAUGCUCAUUGCCAAUGGCCAUGACAUGCGUGUCGAUCUAAUACCAUCUAAACUUGAAGCCACUGUUCUUCAUGUCACCAUGGAGGGAGGUGAUGUCACAGUGUCUUGUUACGUCAACUCAGCAGGUCCAUCUUGAACUUGUCGUGAUCGGAUGCUUGGGAUUUAUGUCAAUAUAUUGCUCUUUAUAAAAUAGAUUAGAUGACGAGGGAUCCGAUGACGAGUGAUGACUGUGUGUGUGAUGACAGCGUUUACUACAGAAAUCUGUUUCAUAGUGUCAGCAGAGGUUUUUUGUUCAAAAUAGAGUUAUGCUUUGAGGUUUACUUUUAAAUUACAGGUUUUCAUAAAAACCGUUGAUGAUAAUAAUUGCCAGGAAAUCUUAAGUUUUCGGACAUUUGUCAUUGAGCAUCAGUUAAAGACAGUUUCCAGAAAUAGUUUGUACACAUAUAUCUGACAAUGUUUGCGGAACAAGCUAAAGCCUUGAUGAAAAACUCCAAAAUCCGCAGCUCCCCUGUCUGCACGUGUUCAGUGGUUCAUAUAAAGAAUCAAACUAAUGGUGCAAUCUUGGAGCGAGAUAUCAAUGGACACAAAAUCCCUAAUGGUCUGAAGACCUACAGGAGACCAUCUCCUCUACAAAUCAAAAUGGAAAAACAAAGAGAGGUAUCAAGAAAGCGGGAGGCGGGCAGACAAAGAGAAAGUCCAAAGAAACCACGACAACAGAGUAACAACUCGUCCGCAUUGAUUGACCAGCAACCAAAGCGUUCAGCUUUGAUCUCAAUAGAUAGACUAGCCGUACCAUGGAAAACUACAGCAUUAGAUAGACAACCUAGUGAACAACCUCUGGUCUCUAUAGACAGUGAAAGUGAAGAUGAAUUUGAUAUCGUAGCCCUGUCUUCUGCUCCAUCACAGACAACCCAAGAUCUAAGACAGCAGCUUCUGAAAGAUGGCUUCCGAUUGGACGAAAUACCCGACGAUGAAGAGCUGGAUCUCAUACCACCUCGACCAAUGAAUGAACGAUGUAUUUGUUGUCAAACAACCCAAGUAACGUGCUGUAUUCAGUGACAGCGGGACCAUUCUCUCUCUGCCAUUUUGUGUAUAUCAUAAAAACAUUUUAUAUAAAUAGGUACUGUAUGUAUGAAUAAUGAUUCCAUAUAUAACACUAUGUUUGUAUACAUGUAUUAGAACUGGUACCAGUUUCAUGUGGUGACUAGUAGCCAUGCUUGUUUACCAGCUAACUCAAUAUUGUUGCAAUUUGUACUGCCCUUAUCCCGAUGUCUAUUAAUUUUUAUGUUGUGUAAUAAAUUAAAUUGAGCCUUUUUUUCUGAUACAAUUACAUGCAGUGACUAAUGGCCACUUAACAGAAAUCCGCUGUUUGGUAACAAAUUCAUUCACCUAUUUAAAACCAAACUGGAACCAAAAGCUGUAAGCAGAAAAUAUUGAUAGCAAAUUUAUUGGGUGAUAAAAAAAAAAAAAAAAAGGGCACCAGUCCACACCAGUCAAGAUAAUGCAAACUUUAUUUAAUUUUGACUGGUUAACCGUUUUCUGCUUAGCAAUAUUUUAAUGUGAUAAGCAAAUUUGUUGUACAUGUAUUGCAUGUGGGCCUUGCUUCCACAAAAUGAGGAAAAAUCCUUUGGACUUUUUAUAGAUUUGGUCAAGAAGAAUGCAUGAUUGUUGCUAUUUGAAAAUAUCUUCUCCUAGAACUCAAAGUAAUGUCACAAUCUUCAUUUUGAAUAAGGAAUCUUUGCACUCAUUUUGUGGUGCAACUUACACAUUUGGACUUGGAUGACUAUUUGCUUCCCCCCAAAAACCUCCGACUUCUGUUCUGUGGCCAAGAGGCAAAGCAAUGUAAGUCUAUUUUCAAGACUGAAAAUACACGAUUUAAGCUCAUUUUAUUGAAACUUAUCCUGCAAUAUAUACUUCAAUAUCUAUGUGCAUGUAGGAUUUAAUAUCGGGACUGCCUCCGGGUAGGUAGGCACCCACUAGCUGGUUCUGAAGGAUAUGUAGCCAUUUCUGGAAUUUAGUUUCACAAACUUUACUCAAUGAAAGUGUAGUAUUGCUUAAUGCAUUUAGUAUUGAAACUCAUCCAUCGGUCCGGAAUUAUAUGCUGCAUUUUAGCGAGUCGGAGGACCAGGAUUCUAGGCCUCUGGUGGUGUUUCUGUUGGAUCUUGAAGUGGGAAAUUUAAUAUUUAUUAAUGUACACCAUUUCAACUUUGUGCGACUGCAAAGCAUUCUUUCAGUGUUGCGAUAAGCUGAAAGUUCUUGAACUACCAAAGCAUUAUAUUAACAAUUAUGUGUGCAUGAAAUGUUCUGUGCUUUUCCAAAUAUUGGCUCAUAGAAAAUAACAUUCUUACAUAUGUGAAUAGAUGCUCAAAUAUGAGAGGGAACCCAGUUGAACCCAGUCCAUAAUCGUCCUUGAACCCUGGGGGAUCUAUCAAAUACUUAGUUUUUGUUUAUCAAAUUGAGCUAACUUUGUCCAUUGCUGACUGGUUUACUGGGCCCAAUUUCAUAAAGCUGUUAAGCAGAAAAUGCCGCUUAGCAAAUUUCUUGACUUGGAAAGAAAUUACC
Molecule: messenger RNA, 2589 nt
Organism: Asterias rubens (European starfish)
Lineage: Eukaryota; Metazoa; Echinodermata; Asteroidea; Forcipulatida; Asteriidae
Product: protein FAM219A-like
Exons: 5
Coding region: 481-1086 (201 amino acids)
Source: RefSeq, a predicted model, not a curated record